CUUUCUGGGGUACAUCCUGAGAAAAACUAACUCACAAUAGUGUAUAGAAUUGUGAUGUGAAGAUUUGGAACAGAAACUGCUGAGAAGGCGUGUGUGCACCCCUAGAAAUACCUGUGAGCCCCAACCAUCGGGUGCAGCUGGAGGGAAACCUUCCCCCACUGUACCCAGCGCUGUUUGCUCAUCCUUUACCCCAUUAAUUAAUAAAUUGAUUGCUGCUCGAAUAUUAGCCCAGUCAAGCUGCUUGUUUACACCCAACCCCUCCUUCCGAGCAGCCUGCGGGCCGCUCCCGGAGCCGCCCCGGGGCGGGACCGCUCCGCCGCCGGCGGCCGCGCAGAGGAAAUCUGGCCCUUGCUGGAGGCGCUGUUCGCCGGUAGGUGAGGGGCCCUCCGCCAGGAAAAAAGCCCAAAGCAACCGAAACCCCGCAAAAAAAAAAGCAGGAGGAGGAGAUGGAGGAAGCAGAAGAGGAUGACAUGACGUGUGGCGACCUGGGGAACGGACUGGGGAGAAGACCGGGAGGUGUUUAUGAAGGGGAAAACGUACAACAUUCCUAUUCAGUUAGAUCUAGGAAGGGUUCUGGGAAGACUUGUAAUCCCCCCUUGCCAGCAAAGGUGGCAGAAGAAGGCGAUGCUGCAGCUCUUCCCGCUCCAAAACGAAACAGCUUCCACGACGGAUCGCUCAAAAAACCUGCCUCUAGUUCCACACGGCAGAAUAGCUGUGAAUCUAACACUGAAGUGUCAAACAAGGAACUGAAGCAACAACUCCGGGAAGCUCUGGAGGAGCUUGAAAUUCUGAAAGUUGAGCUUGAGGCGUCUCAGAGACAGCUCGAAGGAAAGGAUGAAGCCCUGAGAAUCCUGCAGAGCAUGGCAGUCUUUGAUAAAGCCACGAGCCACACAAAAGCAAUGCUUCAGAAAACCGAGGAAGAAAAGAGGACUCUAGAGAAGGUAAGUGAAAUAAAUAUUUUGCAGUGGGAAAUUGAGUUUGAUCAGGACAGAUUUAAAAACGUAGAGGACGCCUGGACGGAAAAAUAUGACAGGAUAUACUGUGAAAAUGCAGCUCUUAAGGAAGCGUUGAAACUGAGGACAGAAGAAGUUAGAACACUUAAGGCUGAAAAUGCAAUCCUGAACCAGCAGUGCUUGGAAUUCCUUGCAAUGCUAGACGUGAAACAGCAGAAGGUUUUUCAGGAGAACAUGAUGUUCAACAAAAGUGACAUCACUGAUUUCACAGGUCUUGAGGCGGAAAAUCUGAAGAAGAGCAAGGACGAAGCGUACAUCACGGCAGAUGCCUUCAGAAUUGCGUUUGAGCAGCAGCUGAUGCAGAGGCAGGAGCAGGCCCUGAGGCUGGCAGAAGUGAUGAACCUGAAGAAGGAAACCAGAUUUGCAGGCUGGAGGCGCCUGCGGGGCGCUGAACGCAUCAAGCUGGAAGGGAACAAGAGCAGCCUGGGACAGAAGCUGUCCAGCCUGCUCUCCUCAGAGGGGGACUGCAGGAAGGUCAAGGAGCUGGACAGCGCCCACGAGAUCCUGAGGAUGCUGAUCGAUCUGGUGAACGACAAGGAGGAGGCCCUGGCGCACCAGCGCAAGGUCAGCUACAUGCUGGCCCGGGCGGCGGAGGCCGGGCUGGGGCAGGACGGGGGGCACACGACGUGUGGCCCCGCCCCUUUUCCCCGGGCCGCGCCCCACGGCGGCCGUGGCGGGAAGCGCACGCGCAGGGCGGGGGUGGGCGGUGACGUCGGGCGCGGGCGCGCAGGCGCGCUGCGCGCAGCGGAGGGUCCAGGCCGCCGCCCGGAGCCGCCGGCGGGGCUGGGGCGGGCCCUGAGGGGAGACGGCCCCGAGACGGCCCCGAACCGGCCGGGUUAUCACCACUGA
Molecule: messenger RNA, 1862 nt
Organism: Motacilla alba alba
Lineage: Eukaryota; Metazoa; Chordata; Aves; Passeriformes; Motacillidae
Gene: CCDC125
Product: coiled-coil domain containing 125
Exons: 13
Coding region: 447-1862 (471 amino acids)
Biological process (GO): negative regulation of Rho protein signal transduction; negative regulation of cell motility
Cellular component (GO): cytoplasm
Source: RefSeq, a predicted model, not a curated record